AUGGCAUCGGACACUGAAACCGAGAUGAGAGAUACAGCAAAACGCGGAAGUCAGCCACAAAAGGCUGCAUGUGACGAGUGCCGACGGCGGAAACAACGGUGCGAUGGCAAGAAGCCACAAUGUAGCGUUUGUCAAGACACUGGUGUUGUAUGUGAAAUGACUCAGCGUGGGACCAGAGGACCUAAAAAAGGCCAUCUGAGAGAAUUAAGAAGUCGUAUUGUGCAGCUGGAGGCAAUGCUAAAGGCUCGCUCCUCGCCCUAUCGAGAAGAACCCCUGGGGACUACAGGAAACAAUGGUGACGGGGUUCUCGCUGCGUCGGGUGCGAAAGAAAGUGCCUUGGUGUCCACGCGUCCAUUUGGCCAGCAUGUUCCUCUUUCGCCGAUAUUGCACGCCGAAUUGUAA
Aspergillus pseudoviridinutans is the source of this 402-nucleotide messenger RNA. Its product is annotated as Zn(II)2Cys6 transcription factor domain-containing protein. Bases 1 to 402 code for a protein of 133 amino acids. Gene Ontology annotation, molecular function: zinc ion binding; DNA-binding transcription factor activity, RNA polymerase II-specific. Gene Ontology annotation, biological process: regulation of DNA-templated transcription. The transcript has a single exon. Lineage: Eukaryota; Fungi; Ascomycota; Eurotiomycetes; Eurotiales; Aspergillaceae. The record is from RefSeq and is a predicted model, not a curated record.